Molecule: messenger RNA, 714 nt
Organism: Pyricularia grisea
Lineage: Eukaryota; Fungi; Ascomycota; Sordariomycetes; Magnaporthales; Pyriculariaceae
Exons: 3
Coding region: 1-714 (237 amino acids)
Biological process (GO): protein import into mitochondrial matrix
Cellular component (GO): PAM complex, Tim23 associated import motor
Source: RefSeq, a predicted model, not a curated record
AUGCUCGUCUCAAGGACGACAACCAUGCUCCGUGCUGUGCCACGCGCGACAACUCUACAGCAGCCCGCCCUCCGUGGAAUGGCAACGACGUGCCUACUUGCAGCCAAGCCCACAGCGGCACCGACGAUGGCGAUUCGCUACCAGCCCAAGAUUUUACAGUCUCUCGCAUCAGCCCGCUCACCGAUACUGGGUAGCCGAUCAGCCUCAACCACCACCUCAAGGUCCUCCUCUUCACAAGCAGCAGCAACCGACAUCGCCGAGAAGCCCUUAGACUGGAACACCUUCUUCCGCCUGCGCACCCUGCGCCGGCGCUGGCAGCUUGCCUUUAGCGGUCUCAUGUGCGCAGGCAGCGCCGGAGGCGGCGCCAUCUUCCUAGGCUCUGGGUCCCUCGACUCGCUCGUCUCUCAGCUGCCCCUUGACCCGUUCUUCACGCUCGGCCUGAUGACAUUUGGCUUUGCCGCGCUGGGCUGGCUCGUCGGUCCCAUCUUGGGCAGUGCCGCCUUCAACGUGCUGCACAGAAGUACCAAGAGACAGAUGACGCUGAAGGAGAACCAGUUCUUUGCGCGCAUCAAGAAGAACAGAGCUGAGCCGUAUGGAUCGGCCAGCAACCCAGUGCCCGAUUUCUAUGGUGAAAAGAUCCAGAGCGUCGCCGGCUACAGGCAAUGGCUCAAGGACCAGCGCGCUUUCAACAAGAAGCGAGUAACGUUCAUCUAA